UUUUUUUUUUAUUCUUUGACUCUCAAGUUCAUCUUUAAAUGAACUUUUUUGUUGGUUUUUGAGGAGAUAACUACUGCUAGCUGUCUCCAGCCUGAGAGAGGUUAUGCAAAUGGACUUAAUCUUCCAGAAGUUGGGAGAUGUCUUAAAGAUGUUUUAAAAGCACGUCCUGUGUUUCAAUUGUGGCUGAGAGGUUUCCUUGGCAAUGUGAGGAAGAAAAUUCUUUCUACCUCAUUAUUAUUAAUUCAUGGAUUGAGUGUUGGUUCGACCUACAGGCGUAAUAGCUUGGAACUCAGUGAAGACACAGAUGUUCCUGUUGAGAGCAACCAGCUAAUGAUUACGUUUUAAAGAAGAUUUCUGUGGUUGAGUUGUCAUUGGAAGAGUAAGUCCAUUUCAAGAACGUUGGAGCUGGUCUUCACCUUGAGGAAGCAUUGGCUGAUUCCAAGAAGCCACUUCUGGCCUGAGAAUUUACCCAGCAUGCCUAAUCAGGGAGAAGACUGCUAUUUUUUUUUCUAUUCUACAUGCACCAAAGGUGACAGCUGCCCAUUCCGUCACUGUGAAGCUGCACUAGGAAAUGAAACUGUUUGCACGCUAUGGCAAGAAGGUCGUUGUUUUCGACAGGUGUGCAGAUUUCGCCAUAUGGAAAUUGAUAAAAAACGAAGUGAAAUUCCUUGUUAUUGGGAAAAUCAGCCAAUGGGAUGUCAAAAACUAAACUGCGCUUUUCAUCACAACAGAGGGCGUUAUGUUGACGGACUGUUCCUGCCUCCAAGCAAAACUGUGUUACUCACUGUGCCUGAGUCACAAGAAGAAGAAGUAAAGGCUAGCCAGCUCACAGUUCAGCAGAACAAACUGUCUGUCCAGUCUAAUCCCUCCCCUCAGCUGCGGAGUGUAAUGAAAGUAGAAAGUUCAGAAAAUGUUCCCAGCCCUACACAUCCACCUGUUGUAAUCAAUGCUGCAGAUGAUGAUGAAGAUGAUGAUGAUCAGUUUUCUGAGGAGGGUGAUGAAAGCAAAACCCCUGCCCUGCAACCAACUCCUGAAGUUCAUAAUGGAUUACGAGUGGCUUCUGCCCGGAAACCUGGAGUCAGUUUAAAGCAAGGUGAAUGUUUGAAUUUUGGAAUAAAAACUCUUGAGGAAAUUAAAUCAAAGAAAAUGAAGGAAAAAUCCAAGAAGCAAGGUGGCUCCUCAGGAGUUUCCAGUGUUUUACAUCAGCCUCUGCCUAAUCCAGGCCCUGAGAAGGAGAAUGUUCGGACUGUGGUUAGGACAGUAACUCUGUCAAGCAAACAAGAAGAGCCUUCAGUUAGACUGAGUCUUGCUGAGAGACUUGGGAAACGGAAAUUCUCAAUGGGUGGUGACAAUGACCCCCCAUUAAAGCGGAGCCUUGCACAGAGACUGGGGAAAAAAGUGGAAGCUCCAGAAACUAACACUGAUAAAACACCAAAGAAAGAGAGACUUAAUAAAGCUGGUGAGAUCCACGUGAAGACAUUGGAAGAAAUUCUUCUUGAAAGAGCCAGUCAGAAACGUGGAGAAUUGCAAACUAAACUGAAGACCGAAGAACCUUCACGAGCUGAUGACUCUCCAUCAGGAGCAAAGAGCUCUUCCUCUGUGCGCAUCAAAACCUUCUCUGAGGUCCUGGCUGAAAAGAAACACCGGCAGCAGGAAAUGGAAAAACAGAAAUCCAAAAAGGAUACAAGUUGCCUCAAGCUGACAGCAGAUACUGAAGUGAAAAAGACGGUGAUUCUGCCACCUGUUGCUGUCAGCAAAGGACAACCAGAGGAGUCUGCAGGAAGAGCCAGGUCUAUGCAGGAGGUGCACAUUAAGACGCUGGAGGAAAUUAAACUGGAGAAGGCCCUGAGGGUGCAGCAAAGCUCUGAGAGUAGUGCCAGCUCCCGGCCUCCAGCUGAGGCUGCCCCAGGGGCAAAGAGGCUGCUCCGCAUCACCAAGAGAGCAGGUACAAAAGAAGAGAAAAAACUCGAACUUGAAGACAGUGGGGAUGCUGUUUCUCAGAGCAGUGUGACUAGGUUGGAGGCUCAUGAGACUUCAGAUGAGAUCAUAAGUAAUACCACAAAAAUUCCAGUCAGUAGAUAUGACACCGUCAAAGAGAAAUACACAGAGAAACAGCAGGAGAGAGGAGCUUCACAGAAGGAGAAAGCAGCCUUGACACCUGGCCAGGGAGACGAGGCUUCUUACCACCUGAGAGUGGCGGGGAAGCCAGUGCUCACUGCUGUGUCAGGCAUCUCCCGGCACCUGGCUAAACGGCUCCCCACGGACUCCUCCCAGAAGGGAGAGGUAGAAACCUCUGGAAUUGGGGACUCUAUACUGAAUGUGAAGUGUGCAGCACAGACUUUGGAAAAAAGGAGUAAAGCCAAACCCAAAGUAAAUGUGAAGCCAUCUGUGGUCAAGGUUGUGUCAUCUCCCAAAUUAGCUCCUAAACGCAAGGCAGUGGAGGUGCAUCCUGCUGUCAUCGCCGCUGUGAAGCCGCUCAGCUCCAGCAACGUCCUGCAGGAAAGCCCCAGCAAGAAAGCAGCCAUGGCUGUUGUCCCACUCCUCUCUGAGGACAAAUCUGUCACCGUGGCUGAGACAGAAAACCCUAAGGACAGUUUGGUGCUGCCUUCAGUCCAGGCUUCUUCAGAACCUUUGCUCCCAGAAGGAUCCAGCCCUUCCUCAUCCCAGAUGACACCCAAACCUCGCCGGCUGAGCUCUGCCUCCACAGGAAAGCCUCCACUCUCUGUGGAAGAUGAUUUUGAGAAACUAAUAUGGGAAAUUUCAGGAGGCAAAUUAGAAGCUGAGAUUGACUUGGAUCCUGGGAAAGAUGAAGAUGACCUUCUGCUUGAGCUCUCAGAGAUGAUUGACAGCUGAAGGUGAAGGGGAUAGUGAGGACACUUUAAAAAAAAAAGAAAGAAAA
Messenger RNA from Acomys russatus (golden spiny mouse), 2899 nucleotides. RefSeq names its product zinc finger CCCH-type containing 11A (gene Zc3h11a). NCBI's taxonomy places the organism in Eukaryota, Metazoa, Chordata, Mammalia, Rodentia, Muridae. Gene Ontology annotation, molecular function: metal ion binding. The transcript has 16 exons. The record is from RefSeq and is a predicted model, not a curated record. The coding region runs from base 475 to 2853 and encodes 792 amino acids.